Eruca vesicaria subsp. sativa (arugula) is the source of this 1239-nucleotide messenger RNA. NCBI's taxonomy places the organism in Eukaryota, Viridiplantae, Streptophyta, Magnoliopsida, Brassicales, Brassicaceae. The record is from the annotation of a GenBank genome assembly.
UUCUGCUCCUACGAUCACAAUGACGUACGUGAGCGUGUUGUUCUAUGGAGUAGGAGGGAUAGUCUUGGCCGGCGUGGCGCUGCUAGUGGUUUUCCAGGAGAAGCUUGUCUACGUCCCGGUUCUUCCCGGUUUAACCAAGUCAUAUCCUAUCACCCCUUCCAGGCUUAAUCUCAUUUACGAGGACGUUUGGCUUCGCUCCUCAGAUGGCGUACGCCUCCACUCUUGGUUCAUCAAAAUGCUCCCUGAUUGUCAAGGUCCAACCAUUCUGUUUUUUCAGGAGAAUGCUGGAAAUAUUGCUCAUCGUCUAGAGAUGGUUCGCAUUAUGAUACAAAAGUUGAAUUGCAACGUAUUCAUGCUUUCAUAUCGCGGCUAUGGGGAAAGUGAUGGUUAUCCGUCGCAGCAUGGGAUCAUUAAAGAUGCUCAGGCUGCGUUGGAUCACCUCUCUCAAAGGACAGACAUUGAUACAUCUAGAAUAGUUGUGUUUGGAAGGUCCCUUGGAGGAGCUGUUGGAGCUGUGCUUACCAAAAACAAUCCCCAAAAGGUAUCUGCAUUGAUUCUGGAAAACACUUUCACAUCCAUUCUUGAUAUGGCUGGUGUUUUGCUACCCUUCUUGAAGUGGUUUAUUGGAGGAAGUGGUACUAAAAGCCUGAAACUUCUUAAUUUUGUUGUACGCUCCCCGUGGAAUACAAUUGAUGCUAUUGGUGAGGUCAAACAACCAAUACUUUUCCUCUCUGGACUUAAAGAUGAGAUGGUCCCUCCAUUUCACAUGAAAAUGCUAUACGCUAAAGCUGCUGCCCGUAACUCUCAGUGCAAUUUUGUGGAAUUUCCAAGUGGGAUGCAUAUGGAUACAUGGCUGACUGGGGGUGACGUUUACUGGAGAACAGUCUUGCAGUUCCUUGCAAAGCAUGCGCCUGAGCAAAAGAAACAACGAUAGAGGAAGGUAAACUAGUUGAGGAUGCUGUGUUUAGAGGAAGUUUGGACUCAGUUGGAUCCUACUGAAACCUGAAACUUUAUAAAGCAGAUUUAUAUAUAUAUAUAUGCUUAUAUUGCAUUUGGGAGUGAGAUGCUGGAGAGGGACUUUGUAAGCAGAAACAGCCACUGGUAAAUGUCAAAGUACGUUCUGAGUUGUUUCAGUCUUCGUCGUUUUUGGUUACUUUUUUCCAACUGUUUGUGGUUCUCUUUUGAUGCUAACCAUUUCCUCUAAAUGAUUAUUAUUGCUUUGUAGAUGAUUGAGAAAAU